Molecule: messenger RNA, 528 nt
Organism: Phytophthora nicotianae INRA-310
Lineage: Eukaryota; Oomycota; Peronosporomycetes; Peronosporales; Peronosporaceae
Exons: 1
Coding region: 1-528 (175 amino acids)
Source: RefSeq, a predicted model, not a curated record
AUGUUCAAAGGUGCGAUAUAUAAACGACCAAAGGCACGCUUGAAAAGGCCAGGAGAAGAGCUGCAAAUUGAAACGAACAUUCGCUACGUCAUCCCUGAAGUUCUGCAGCAGCAGGGAAAAACGCUGUGUUUCGAGAACAAACUGUCAACAAGAGGACACCCGCCCCAGGUGAAAUUGCCGUGCAUAUUUUGGACGCUGGAAUUUUUUGCACUAAGAGACACUGAUUCCAUGAAGGAAUGGCAUGAUCUCUCGAAAAGAAUCAAAAGCACACGUGGCCUAACAAGCUGGGUUCAAUCCAAGCCGGAAAGUGAUGUACAACGCAGCAUUCUAUCUACGCUGCCAAUGCUGAACAUAUUUUCUGCAUUCAAGACUCGGAUAGCUGAAAUAAUUGUUCAGUUUCAUGAUCUUACAAGGUUUGCGGGUGAAAACUGGCUGUGUGAUGGGUGUGUAUUUGUAGCUGCACUACAUGCGACCCAACGAGCACAACUGACCGGUACAAACAGAGUGGAGUUAUUGAAGUAUUUGUAG